This is a messenger RNA of Gaeumannomyces tritici R3-111a-1, 1892 nucleotides long. Its product is annotated as feruloyl esterase B. The transcript is spliced from 3 exons. NCBI's taxonomy places the organism in Eukaryota, Fungi, Ascomycota, Sordariomycetes, Magnaporthales, Magnaporthaceae. The coding region runs from base 89 to 1567 and encodes 492 amino acids. The record is from RefSeq and is a predicted model, not a curated record.
AGGCAGGGCCCUUUGCCCUCCUACCUCGGUAGCGACUUAUGCCCAGCCGGACCAGGCUUCCCCGCACCCAACAUCUCGCAGACUCAAAAUGCGUCCUCUCUGGCUCGCCUGGGCCUCGGCCUCGGCAGCGUCCUUCUCAGAGACAUGCCUCUCGUUCAAGCCCGAGUUCGCCGCUUCGACGCUCUCGCGACUGGAGCACAUCCCCGCCAACACGACGCUUCAGCUGGACAGCGUCCCGUCGUGCAACCGACGCAGCCAGGCGGUCCAGACGGAGCUCUGCCGGGUAGCCCUGCAGAUUGCGACCUCAGGGCGCUCCGGCAUCAGCUUUGAGCUGUGGCUGCCUGCGCAGUGGAGCGGGAGGCUGCUGGCGACGGGCAAUGGCGGUGUAGACGGCUGCAUCAAAUACGAGGAUCUCGCAUACGGCGCGGCCCACGGGUUCGCCGUCGUGGGAACCAACAACGGCCACAACGGCACGACGGGCGUCGAGUUUUUGAACAACCCCGACGUGAUCGAGGACUUUGCGUACAGAGCCCUCCACACUGGCACGUCGGCGGCCAAGAGCCUGGUCGAGGCCUUUUACGGCACCGCCCCUGCCCGGUCGUACUACAUCGGCUGCUCGCUUGGUGGGCGCAUGGGCAUCAGCGCUGCCGAGAGAUUCCCUGACGACUACGACGGCAUCGUGGCAGGGGCGCCUGCGGUCGACUUCAACAACCUGUACGGCUCACGCGCCAACUUUUUCACCAUCACGGGCGCGCCAGGGUCUCCUGACUACAUUCCGAUCGACACGUGGACGAGCGUGAUCCACCCAGAGGUCCUCAGGCAGUGCGACGGCAUCGACGGCGUCGUUGACGGCAUCAUCGAGGUACCCAGCAAGUGCCACUUUGACCCCUCGGUUCUUCUGUGCGCAGACCAAUAUGGCUGCCUCAGCGCCGCACAGGUCAAGCAGGUCCAGCAAAUCUACGCUCCAUACACGUACCCCGACGGCUCCCUCAUCUUUCCCCGCAUGAACCCCGGAAUGGAGCUCAGGGCGGUGGACGGACUCCUGGCCGGAAAGCCGUUCAGCUCGUCGGUCGAGUGGUUCCGAUACGCCGUCCUCAACAACCCCGACUGGGACCCCGCGACCUACACCGUCGACGACGUCAGGCUGGCCGAGCAGCUCCAACCGUCCAUCAAGACCUACCCCCAGACGUUGCCGUUCCGCGGCAAGCUUCUCGUCUACCACGGUGGCCAAGACCAGCAGAUCACAUCCUUCAACACGGAGCGGUUCUGGGACAUGGCGGAUCUUGGAGACGCCCGCUUCUUCCGCAUCUCGGGUAUGGACCACUGCGGCGGCGGGCCAGGGGCCUGGGUUUUCGGCCAGGGCGGCUAUGCGGCUGGAGUUUUCGACCCGGAGAGCAACGUGCUGGCCGCAGUGGUGAGGUGGGUCGAGAACGGUACUGCUCCCGAGACGAUCACAGGCACCAAGUAUGUGGCAGACGAUCCGUCACGGGGCAUCGACUUUCAGCGAGCCCACUGCAGAUAUCCAUUGGAGCAGACGUAUACGGGGAGUGGGUGGGAAUGUAAAUAGUGGCGUGGUUUUGGUGCAAGUGCUGGUCAAUGGGAAUAAGAACCAGGCGACGAACAGGAAUAAGAAUCAGGCGACGAAACAGAACAAGGGAAAUGUCGUCUGGGCCGUUCAGGGCAUUGGUUGGUGUUUGAGCCGUGUCCACUCAGCACGCAUCCAGUCUCUCGGACCAUCUUGCCUUUCCACCGAGCGCUGCAGCAAGGCUGUCGAUGGUAUCACCCGAGGCCGUGUGCUUAUCCAAUGGGUCACCCUCCAAUUCGAGUUUCUCGUCACUGACCUUGCGUAGCUCCUGAGUCACUCUGUAUGUCUCCUUAUUGGUCGCCUCGAG